UCAGGUUAGGUUUGGAGAAAGCGCCGCGUGGUGAAUUUAUUCAUCCUCUCAUUGAAUCUGCCUCUUGUUCUUUAUCCGUCGUCAUCCGCCGACUUGAUCUAUUAACGCAAGAUUCCCACAUAUAAAGAGGAAUAUUACACGUACAAAUGGGGUUCCAAAACAUAUGGUACUCGCAUCCGCGAAAAUACGGUCAAGGAUCAAGAUCCUGCCGUGCCUGUGCGAAUAGACAUGGACUUAUUCGCAAAUAUGGUCUGAACAUUUGCCGGCAAUGCUUCAGAGAAUAUGCCGCUGAUAUUGGUUUCAAGAAGCUGGAUUAAAAUAUAAGGUAAAAGUAAUUGAAGUAAAUCAACCAACAAAUCACAUCUAUGAUUUUAACCACUACUAUUUUGAAAUAAUAUUGAUAAUUGAAAACAAAUAAAAUAUUCUAACAAUUAGUGUACCCAGCACUUAAUGUUUUUCAAAUAAAUAUAACAUUUAUGUUUUUAUAAUUCUA
Molecule: messenger RNA, 493 nt
Organism: Camponotus floridanus (Florida carpenter ant)
Lineage: Eukaryota; Metazoa; Arthropoda; Insecta; Hymenoptera; Formicidae
Gene: RpS29
Product: 40S ribosomal protein S29
Exons: 3
Coding region: 147-317 (56 amino acids)
Biological process (GO): translation
Cellular component (GO): ribosome; cytosolic small ribosomal subunit
Molecular function (GO): structural constituent of ribosome; zinc ion binding
Source: RefSeq, a predicted model, not a curated record